Molecule: messenger RNA, 1259 nt
Organism: Annulohypoxylon truncatum
Lineage: Eukaryota; Fungi; Ascomycota; Sordariomycetes; Xylariales; Hypoxylaceae
Exons: 2
Coding region: 162-1055 (297 amino acids)
Source: RefSeq, a predicted model, not a curated record
AUUUCCAAGGUUGAGUCGGUGACUACAGCUCGGUGCAGCAGCACAUAGUACCGUGGUACUUGCAAAGAAUUACUGCUCAGGUGGUGCACAUGUGCCGGCGGUAGUUGAAAGAGAAAUCGAUAAGAGUGGAAUUCGAAGUUAGACGAAGUUAGAGCGAAAGCAUGGACGUUGAAAUUGGACCAAGCUCUCCCGCAAUCGCUCUUUCCACCUUUCACCAAGCCAAUCCUGGAGCCAUGUACCUCCCCGCUAACACCGCCGCUGCUGCCGUUGCCGGGAUCAGUCUUCCACCGGCUUCCAUAUCCAAUUAUCCGAAUUCCAAUUCAAAUGCUUCCCGCUAUUAUUAUUCCAAUUCGACCUCAAUGCAACAACCGCAACAAUACCAACAAUACCAGCAAUACCAACAACACAACCAGCACUAUACUCUCGAUGUCGGUGGCGGGAUGCGCAAGAUGCGCAAGAGGAAAGCCGAGUCUCAGGACAAUGAAAGACUAUCCAAGAGAUUGAGUCUCCUCAACCUUGAAAAAAAUGGUCACAAACUCUACGUCCCGGUCGAGAGCCCGAAGCUCAGACCGACCGAAUGCGCGCUGACGCAGAUCCCCGAGGACGACACAAUGCAACUCGACGACUCGAAGCACAAGGUGUACAUCUACAACAUAGACGACGAGCUCUCCGAGAGCGAGUCCGACAGCGAAGGCCGCUUGGUCUUUAUACCGGACAUCGAGAAGCACCUCAUGCAGAACCGCAUUCCGCCGUCAGUGCUGGCCAACAAAGACGGCGAGCUUGCUGGCAUGCAAUUGGUCCUAUACAGCGAGCCCUCCUCGCUAACCGUCCCAAAGGAGCAGGAUAGCGUAAGGAAGGCGAUCAUCGAGGCAAGGCAGAGGAUCAGGGAGAAGCAAAAGGAGGAGCACGAACAAGAAGUCACAUCUACAUCGACUCCUGCAACUUCGCCCUCGAUGCCGAACGGCAUCCCCAAUGGCACAUCAAACGGUUUCACAAACUAUAACGGAAUAGAAACAAGCUACAACAACGACCCGGACGCAAUGGAAGUAGAUUGAAGGGAAAGUAACGAAUUAUAAACGCGAUAUACGGAGUUUGGCUCGUUCAACUAGAUACCCAGGCGGUUUUAGCGGGAAACAUCUUAUUUCGGGUGUGAUUGAAUAACUUCUUCAGGCGCAAUCCGGAGUCCAGAUAUUUCUCUUAGCACGUGCGAUGUGAAGCAAGGCAACACGGUAACUCGGUGUGUUUAUGUAGUUCCUUUU